Punctularia strigosozonata HHB-11173 SS5 is the source of this 2634-nucleotide messenger RNA. Its product is annotated as Zn-dependent exopeptidase. Gene Ontology annotation, molecular function: carboxypeptidase activity. The transcript is spliced from 15 exons. NCBI's taxonomy places the organism in Eukaryota, Fungi, Basidiomycota, Agaricomycetes, Corticiales, Punctulariaceae. The record is from RefSeq and is a predicted model, not a curated record. Bases 88 to 2634 code for a protein of 848 amino acids.
GCACAAGCUCGCUUGUAACCACAACUGCGACAGGCAGUCGUUUAUCCGCAGCCCGACGCGCAUUCAAGGUUCUCUUCAACCGCUUGGAUGGAUCGCAAGAAGGGGACGGGCGUACUGGACAAGGCGUUGCCGGGCCCUAACCCCAACGUCGCGCGCAAGCACGCGAGCAGCACCCGUAAAGCCUUAUUACUCUCUGCCGUAUUCGGCGCAAUCUACCUGUCCUAUGGCCACCUCACGGCUCAGGAAGGUAUCAGCAAUAACUCUGUGCUGCAUAGGAAACGGCCGUUGAAAGGCAGGGACGCCGAAAAACUCUUCCUCUCUGUCCCAGACGAAGAGUCUGCCCUUGCCACAAGCCGGAUCUACGCCACGCACCCGCAUCUUGCGGGCUCUUCGGAGGAUCUUCAAGACGCCAAAGGCAUUCUCGAGCUUUUCCAGACGGAGUUCGGCGUCGAAGCGCCUUCCAAGUUACCGGUAUUCUCUGCAGGAACGUCGGAGUCUCGCAAUGCGACAUUGCACAUCACCUCGUCAUCUCGUCCCAACGCAUGGAUAGACAAGUAUUAUCCUGUCAUGAAUACACCGCUCGACCGUAGUCUGCAGAUCUUGGGCAAGGAUGGAUCGGUUGAAUGGAACGCCGACCUCGUUGAGGACGGAGACCCGCGCGAUCCAGAAGCUGGCGAGUACCGGGACUAUGUUCCAACGUUCCAUGGGCUCAGCAAGGACGGCGACGUCGAGGGCAAGCUCAUCUAUGGCAACUAUUGUACCAGGGAAGAUUAUCAGGAGCUCGAGUCGAAGGGUGUCGAUCUGUUCGGCACCAUCGUACUGUGCCGUUACGGUGCAAACUUCCGCGGGAUCAAGAUCCAGCUUGCUCAGGAGCGUGGAGCGUCUGGUGUGCUCAUUUACUCGGACACGCGUGACGACGGUGUAGUUACUGUCGAAAAUGGGUAUGAAACAUAUCCCGGAGGUCCAGCCAGGAAUCCUACUUCAGUACAGCGUGGAUCCGUCCAGUACUUGGCCAUGUACCCGGGAGACCCUACCACCCCUGGGACCCCCGCUUACGAGAAUGCUACUCGCACUGACGGCGAGAACAUUCCCAAGAUCCCCAGUCUUCCUAUCAGCUGGAACAACGCUAAAGUCUUACUGGAGGAGAUCGGUGGGUUAGACGAAGGGCGAACCUUGAGCGGUAAAUUAUCCGACAAGACAAUCAAAUUGGUGAACCACGUCGACACGCGGGUGAUCCCGAUCUGGAACACGAUGGCCAGCAUACCUGGACAUAUCCGGGACGAGGUCGUCGUUAUCGGUUGCCACAGGGAUGCCUGGGUAAUGGGCGCCGCAGACCCUACGUCUGGCACCGUAUCGCUCUUUGAGAUAGUCCGUGGCUUUGGACACCUCCUUCGCAGCGGCUGGAAGCCGCUUCGUACCGUCGUUUUCGCCAGCUGGGAUGCCGAGGAAUAUGGUCUCAUUGGGUCCACGGAAUGGGGAGAGGACUUCAGCGAUUGGAUUGGUGCGAAUGUCGUCGCCUAUUUACAGAUUGACGUCUCCGUCGGCGGUUCUCGCUGGAAUGCCGGGGCUUCACCCUCUUUGGCGCACCUUAUUCGCGCCACGGCCCAAGAAAUUCCCCACCCCACGGACAAGCACCGAACACUAUGGGACGCUGGGGAAGAUAUCGGUCCAUAUGAUGGCUCGGCCGCUGAUGCGGAUUUCAUGGCAAACUUUGCAGCAGCUGAAGAGCGGCGGGCCGCGAAUAAGGAUUCCGUUGGAAUUCUCAGCCCGCUAGGAAGCGGCUCUGACUUCACGGUGUUCCUCCAGAGGAUUGGUAUCGCGUCGUGCGAUCAGGGUUUCGGCGGUACUCCGUAUGAUGCUGUAUAUCAUUACCAUUCCAUCUACGACUCCCAGCACUGGCAAGAACAUUUUGCGGACGAAGGAUUCCAUAGACACGUCGCUGUCAGCAAGCACCUUGGUUUACUCGCUCUACGUGUCAUCGACAGCAUCAUCCUACCCUUGAACACUACCCAAUAUGUUCUCGAAUUGCAUUCCUAUCUGGAUGAGGUUGAGGAGAUUGCAUCGGAUAGUUCACUACAUACCGAUUUGUCCAGCUUGCGCGAGUCUAUCAAGGAAUUGGAAGCUGCGUCGAGAGCCCUGGACUAUGAGAAGGCAGAGGCCGAGGAGAACUUCAAGAAACUUCUCAAGAAACUGCCUGGCGGCGACGGCGUAUGCCGCGACCUACCUUUCCGCCGCGUUCGGGAAUGGAUCAAGGCGGUGUUUGGUGUCCACCCAAGUCCACCCGAAGUCGCCGACGACGCCUACCUGCAGCUCCUUGGACCGGAUGCCGAGGUUUCCCACGGACACAAUGGUACGCCCAUCGAGGAGUUCAUCAAGGCCGCGAAACGCGUUCGCAAAGACAAUCAGAAGUUGCAGGCAUUUGAACAAGGUUUCAUAUCCGAAGAAGGCAUCAAGGACCGUGAAUGGUAUAAACACCUUGGGGUCGCCCCCGGCAAGUAUCUGGGUUACGGAGCAACCACCUUCCCCGCGUUGACGGAAGCCAUCACAAUCGAGAAGAACGAGACUUUGGUGAAAUACGAGUCGAAGCGUUUGAAGAACCUCCUGGACAAAUUGACGGAACACCUCCUCGCAUAA